AAAUGUUACACAUCGCGCAAUGCAGUCAGGCAAGUACUGCUCUAGGGUCCAGUAGCAGCAUGCUUUACACCACUGCAUCCGAUGCUUGCUUUGCACUUGGUGAUAUAAGGCUUGGAUGCAGCUACUGGGCUAUGGAAACCCAUUCCAUGAAGCUCUCUAAGCACUGUUGUUGUGCUAAUCUGGAGGCCACACACAAUUUGGAGGUCUUUAGCUAUUGACUGCAGACAGUUGACAACUUCUGUGCACUGUGCGCUUCAGCAUGCCCUGACCCCACUCUGUCAUUUUAGGUGGCCUACCACUUCGUGGCUGAGUUGCUGUUGUUCCCAGUUGCUUCCACUUUGUUAUAAUACCACUAACAGUUGACAGCAGAAUAUAGCAAAGAAAUUUCACGGAUGGACAUAUUGCACAGGUGGCAACCUAUCACGGUACCAAGUUUGAAUUCACGGAGCUCCUGAGAGCGAUCCAUUCUUUCACAAAUGUUUGUAGAAGCUGUCUGCAUGUGUAGGUGCUUUAU
Molecule: messenger RNA, 514 nt
Organism: Staurois parvus
Lineage: Eukaryota; Metazoa; Chordata; Amphibia; Anura; Ranidae
Source: the annotation of a GenBank genome assembly